UUUUCUUCCGCGAGGGAAGGGAAGGUUCCGGCCCAGGGAGGGUAGGGAGCAAAGCGCGCGGAGCAGCAGAGGAAGGAAAGAAGCAAGCGAGGAGCGCCCCGGCGACCGACCGAGCAUGGCGCGCAGGAGGCAGCACGCCCUGCUGCUCCUCUCCGCCGUCGUGGCCUCCCUCGUCGGCGGCUCGACCGCCGGGGUGUACCACAUCGUCGGCGCCGGCAAAGGGUGGCGGAUGCCCCCCAACAAGACGUACUACGACGACUGGGCGCGCUCCAGGCACAUCAGCAUCGGCGACAAGCUGAUGUUCCUGUACCGGAGCGGGGUGCACAACAUCGUGGAGGUGCCGACGCGGGCGCUGUUCGACGCGUGCAGCAUGCGCAACAUCACCAGCCGGUACCAGAACGGGCCGACCAUCAUCGAGCUCACCGAGCCCGGGCAGCGCUACUACUUCUGCGGCGUCGGCGAGCACUGCGAGGUCGGCCAGAAGCUCGCCAUCAAUGUCCUCCUCGUCGCGCCGCCGCUGCCCGACACGCCCAGCUCCGGUGCCGCGGCGCGGCGCGGCACGGGGCUCUUCGGCCUCGCCGCCGCCUGCCUGGUGCCCGCGUUGCUAAUGGCGGUGUGACGACAUGGAACGCCGCGGCACGGGAGCGCGCGAGGCGUGUGCCGUCGCUUGCUGCGUCCGUCUUAUAUAUGUACAUACAUGUAAUGUAUCACACAGUAUCAGUGUUGGUCUGACUAGAGAGGAACCUUGGGCUUGGCCUUGGG
This is a messenger RNA of Setaria italica (foxtail millet), 762 nucleotides long. Its product is annotated as umecyanin. The record is from RefSeq and is a predicted model, not a curated record. Gene Ontology annotation, molecular function: electron transfer activity. Lineage: Eukaryota; Viridiplantae; Streptophyta; Magnoliopsida; Poales; Poaceae. The coding region runs from base 116 to 619 and encodes 167 amino acids. The transcript has 2 exons. Gene Ontology annotation, cellular component: plasma membrane.